Molecule: messenger RNA, 2289 nt
Organism: Phycodurus eques (leafy seadragon)
Lineage: Eukaryota; Metazoa; Chordata; Actinopteri; Syngnathiformes; Syngnathidae
Gene: map2k4b
Product: mitogen-activated protein kinase kinase 4b
Exons: 12
Coding region: 195-1427 (410 amino acids)
Biological process (GO): MAPK cascade; protein phosphorylation
Molecular function (GO): JUN kinase kinase activity; ATP binding
Source: RefSeq, a predicted model, not a curated record
CUUGAAGGCAGCGUCAGCAAAGACGUGGCCAUCUCGCAUCUGCUGCGUUCAAGUGGCGCAGUGUCCCGUCUGGAGGCAGGCAGACAGGCAGGCAGGGAGAGGGCGAAGGCGAAGGCGAAGUUUCAACUAUCUGCAUUGCAGCCCGAGCGCUGCUGCUGUUGCUGGUGCUGCCGCCGCCGGAACCCAACACAACAAUGGCGACUCCCAGUCCUGACAGCAACUCCUCUAGCUCCAGCAACAGCUUCAGCAUUGUAGGAUCCGCGUCGCACCAAUUUCACCAGCAGACACAGAGUAGCAGCAUGCAAGAAACCAACAGCUGCUGGAGAUGUCAAAAUGAAACAGGUAAACGUAAAGCGCUGAAGCUAAACUUCGCCAGCCCGCCGGUGAAGCCAGCGUCCCGCCUCCCGCUCAAUCCAACACCCCCCUCCUUCCAGAACCCCCACAUAGAGCGGCUGAGAACACACAGCAUUGAAUCGUCAGGAAAACUUAAGAUUUCUCCUGAGCAGCACUGCGACUUUACGGCAGAGGAUUUGAGAGACCUUGGGGAGAUCGGCCGAGGGGCGUACGGCUCCGUCAACAAGAUGGUCCACAAACCCACUGGCCAAAUUAUGGCAGUCAAGAGGAUUCGUUCCACCGUGGAUGAAAAGGAGCAAAAGCAGCUGCUGAUGGAUCUCGACGUGGUGAUGAGGAGUAGUGACUGUCCAUACAUUGUUCAAUUCUAUGGGGCUCUCUUCAGAGAGGGGGACUGCUGGAUUUGUAUGGAGCUUAUGUCUACCUCAUUAGACAAAUUUUAUAAAUAUGUAUAUUGUGCAUUUGAUGAUGUCAUUCCAGAGGAAAUAUUAGGCAAAAUAACAUUAGCGACCGUGAAAGCACUGAACCACUUAAAGGAAAACUUGAAAAUAAUUCACAGAGACAUCAAACCUUCCAACAUUCUUAUGGACCGAAAGGGUAACAUCAAGCUGUGUGAUUUCGGGAUCAGCGGCCAGCUCGUGGACUCCAUAGCUAAGACCAGAGAUGCUGGUUGCAGGCCCUACAUGGCACCCGAAAGAAUAGACCCCAGUGCCUCUAGACAAGGUUACGAUGUCCGAUCUGAUGUGUGGAGCUUGGGAAUCACAUUGUAUGAGCUGGCCACUGGAAGGUUUCCAUACCCCAAGUGGAACAGCGUUUUUGAUCAGUUGACGCAAGUGGUGAAAGGAGAACCUCCACAGCUCAGUAAUUCUGAGGAGAGGCAAUUCUCCCCCAAGUUCAUCAAUUUUGUUAACUUAUGCCUUACAAAGGAUGAAUCUAAAAGGCCAAAGUACAGGGAGUUGCUGAAACAUCCGUUCAUUCUCAUGUAUGAAGAGCGUUUUGUGGAUGUCGCCAGUUAUGUCUGCCGCAUCCUGGAUCAGAUCCCCGCCUCUCCCACCUCGCCCAUGUAUGUGGACUGAUGGUGUUGGGGGUGGGAGGGGUAAAUAGAACUCCCCACGAUGCAGCGGGUGGGAAACCUCGAGCUUUGUGAGGUGACGACCGUAAUCUUAGCUCCUGGACUUUUAUAGAAUCUCCGAUUUAGUAACGUUCCAAAGAAGAGAGAAACAUGAGUGGUGCAAUGAGAUAAAUAUUAAGCCAACCCUCCCACCACACUUCACCAAGUCACUCAUUGUUCACACAAUCAAAAACAAAAAUGAAUCUACCAAAUAAAAAGACAGAGCAAUGGUGCUCAUGACUAAAAAUAGCCACUUACUGAAUUGUGUGUUGUGGACUGUACGUAUGCAUUUGUGUGUUCACCUCUGAGGAAAUGUACAGAUGUAAUCAGUUUGACCUACUCUGUAAACACACACACCAAUCUUGGGGUUUGUCUCCACGGUAACUAAAUAAGUAUGCAAAAUGCGCUUGUCGGGGUAAAUAAUUAUGGAUUUGGUUGUGUGGCUUUGUCCUUUUUUCUCUGUCUCUCUCUUCAAUGUGGAGUCCGUGAAUGUCUGUCUUAACACACAAUUAGGACAAUAGUCAAUGCUCACGCUCAAGGUCACCCCAGUUUACACCUCGCCUGUAAUGUCAUUGCAUUCAAGUCACUGAGAUAAGCAUUUUUUUCCAUAGCAUGUUAGUAAAAUAUUUAGGAAAUGUUCUUCUGCCACAGCAUUACCCCCAGUCAUAUUCAAUGUUGUGUUUUUCCAUAGAUUCAGUGUUGUUCAGAAGAGUCAUCAGUCUCGUUGAAGCUUAUUUUUAUAUUGGAACUUGAUUGAAUAACAAUGAUGGUACAUUUACUGUGGUUAAUCAUGCCAUUUAAUUAAAUUAUUUUAAAGGAACUGGAAA